AUGCCCAUUGGAAACGACUUACUUGCCAGUAUGGCGAAGAGAAAGGUGGCUCGUACCGCCCGCGUGUCAAGCUGGGACCAGAAAGGUCUCAAUGAGGACGCCUUUGUCGUUUUGCCAGGCGAGUCAAUUGUGCUAGCCGACCUCGAAGGCCCCGGUGCCAUCACGCACCUGUGGUUUGUCCAAACUUGCCGCAAGAUCCUGGGACCAGGUUUGAUCCCCUACUCCAAAUCCGGGGUUGCCAUGAUGGAAGUCCACAACGCACUUGGCCUCAAUUAUGAAGUCAGCGACCCAGACUACUACCGCAAGGUGCUCAUCAAGAUGUACUGGGAUGACUCGGAAACCCCCAACGUUAUCGCCCCGAUCGGAGACUUUUUCUGUCUUGGCCAUUCUAUGGCGGCCAAUUUCCAGUCACUUCCCUUCACGGUCUCGGUAAAGCCAUCCGAAGAGAAGAAAUUUGGUGGUGCUGCCGCCUUCAACUGCUACCUCACCAUGCCUUUUAACAAACAGGCACGCAUUGAGAUCGAGAAUCAAAAUGACGAGGCGUACUUCCAGUACUUCUAUAUCGACUACGAACUGUAUCCGGAGCCUCUGCCUGCAGACACGCUUUACUUCCACGCUCACUGGCGCCGUGCGAAUCCCACCAACGGCUGGGCUCCAUCUCGCAUCCAAACGAAUAGCCUUGAGACGCAAGUGCCCAACCUGGACGGUCGUGACAACUACGUGGUUCUUGAGACUGAAGGUGCUGGUCAAUUUAUCGGCUGCAACCAAUCUGUCGCUCACUUCCAAGGUACCUGGUGGGGCGAGGGUGACGAUAUGAUCUUCAUCGACGACGACACAUGGCCACCCAGCAUGCACGGCACCGGUGGUGAAGACUACUUCACUCAAGGAUGGGGCAUGCAGAAGAAUGCAUACCCAUUCUGCGGCACCAUAAUCCACGAAGAGGAUGUUCCGAACUACCAGGUCAGCUACCGCUGGCACCUCACCGACCCAGUGCGCUUCAACAAAAAGAUCAAGGUCACUCUGGAGUCUGGGCAUGCCAACCAUCUCCGCGAUGACUGGAGUACCACCGCAUACUGGUACCAGACCCUUCCUGGCCCCAAGCUGGAUAUUCUGCCAGUCGAGAAGCGCAUCCCGCGCAAACCUCAGUUCCCGCCUGCAGACGAUGUGCCCGAGGUGGACGUGAGUACUUUGUCCUCGCAGAAACAGGCAAUGGUCAAGCAGAGGGAUGAGAGAAUGGAGGCUUUUGUUAAGGAUCGAAACGAGUGGCUGGCGCGUCGCGCUCAGGAUUCUCAGGACCGAGCACGAAACAAUGUGGAGAUCUGUAAGGAUAUUCGACGCCGCUUUUUUCAGGGGCUUGAUUCCUAA
Molecule: messenger RNA, 1365 nt
Organism: Penicillium waksmanii
Lineage: Eukaryota; Fungi; Ascomycota; Eurotiomycetes; Eurotiales; Aspergillaceae
Product: glycoside hydrolase family 172 protein
Exons: 1
Coding region: 1-1365 (454 amino acids)
Source: RefSeq, a predicted model, not a curated record